Scheffersomyces stipitis CBS 6054 is the source of this 408-nucleotide messenger RNA. RefSeq lists its product as uncharacterized. The transcript has a single exon. The coding region runs from base 1 to 408 and encodes 135 amino acids. The record is from RefSeq and is a predicted model, not a curated record. NCBI's taxonomy places the organism in Eukaryota, Fungi, Ascomycota, Pichiomycetes, Serinales, Debaryomycetaceae.
AUGGAUAUAGACUCCAUCAAUGAACUGGAAGGGCCCCAUGAGGACUCUUCCCGCUUCAACGUUUCCAAUAAAGCUUUAAACGAACCCAAACCGUCAGAUAUUGGCCGAAAACGACACAGUGACGUCGCACGCGAUGAUCUGAUGGACCUUGAUGGUGAGUUCUCAGAUGCCGUAGAAACCGGCGAAUUCGAGCCAUCUUUCGUGACAGCAAGGUCAACUACUGCUGAUGACUCUCUUGCCGCUACCCAAGAAAUCUCAAAUGUCCUGAACACCUUGAAUGAAGAGCCAGAAAUGUCCAUUAUGGACAGCUUUGAAACUUCAGUUUUAAAGAUUUCUGACGGAACUUAUGCAGGACUAUACUCUUCAUGGUCCAAACAGUCUGGCUUCUGGGGAAACGAAAUGGUGUGA